UUACGAGCCAAACCACCGCCGCCGCCGCCACCACAGUCACCGAAAAAAUCGGUAGUCUUCGACGCGAAUUUGCUGCAGCACGAAUCCAACAUACCGCCGCAGUUCAUAUGGCCCGAUCACGAGAAACCCAGCCCAAACCCUAAAGAGCUGCACGUGCCGCUCAUAGACCUCGGCGGGUUUCUCUCCGGCGACCCCGCCGCCUCCCUCCGCGCGUCGGACCUCGUCGGAAAAGCCUGCAGAAAGCACGGCUUCUUCCUGGUGGUCAACCACGGCGUCGACGCCGGCCUCAUCUCCGACGCCCACCGCUACAUGGACCAUUUCUUCGAGCAGCCCCUCCACCAGAAGCAAAAAGCUCAGCGGAAACUCGGCGAGCACUGCGGCUACGCCAGCAGCUUCACCGGAAGAUUCUCCUCCAAGCUCCCGUGGAAGGAAACCCUCUCCUUCGAGUACUCGCCGGAAAAUAGCUCGUCUCGCAUUGUCGAAGACUACUUCAACAGAACCCUAGGAGAAGAUUUCUCACACUUAGGGAAAGUGUACGAAGAAUAUUCGAGUUCGAUGAGCAAACUGUCACUAGGCAUCAUGGAACUAUUGGCGAUGAGCCUGGGUGUGAACAGAAACCAUUUCAAAGAUUUCUUCGAAGGAAACGAAUCGAUAAUGAGAUUGAAUUAUUACCCACCAUGUAAAAAACCGGAUCAAGCACUAGGAACCGGACCACACUGUGACCCGACAUCACUAACAAUCCUCCACCAAGACACCGUUGGUGGACUCCAAGUGUUCGUCGACAACGAAUGGCGCUCCAUCACUCCCAACGUCAAUGCUUUUGUUGUCAACAUUGGAGACACAUUCAUGGCGCUUUCGAAUGGGAGGUACAAAAGCUGUUUGCACAGGGCGGUGGUGAACAGGACGAGUACUAGGAAAUCGCUAGCGUUUUUUCUGUGUCCGAAGAAGGAUAAGGUGGUGAGCCCACCGCAAGAACUCGUGGACUCGAAUAACCCUAGAAUAUAUCCCGAUUUCAGUUGGCCCAAUUUGCUCGAGUUUACGCAGAAACACUACAGAGCUGAUAUGAACACUCUCAACACUUUCUCCGAAUGGAUCAUCAAACAACAACAACAACAGAAAACAUCUGAAGCAGUCAUGUGAUCAUCGAUCGAUUGCAGCUGAUCGAUCGAUCGAUCGAUCAUUAAUCCCAUGUUGUCGUCUUUAAUUCGUUUUUAGUUUUAAUUAAUAUGCAUGUCCUAAAUAUGAAUACUAGUUUAGUAGUUAAACAAGAAAUGAUGGGAUUGGAGAAUUAAUUCCUAAGGUGAAAGAUUUGGAGAAGGAGGGGAUGUGGUUUUAAUUGCUUUUAACCAAUCGAAUUAAUUAGACAGGGAUAAUAAUAUUGUGUAUAAAUGAAUAAGUACUUGUAUUUCUUAUUAAGUUAUAAUGAGGGCAAUUUUGUAAUUCCGUCCAUAUAUUUAAGUAGAAAUGUUUUUUUUUUU
Molecule: messenger RNA, 1478 nt
Organism: Erythranthe guttata (spotted monkey flower)
Lineage: Eukaryota; Viridiplantae; Streptophyta; Magnoliopsida; Lamiales; Phrymaceae
Product: gibberellin 20 oxidase 1-D-like
Source: RefSeq, a predicted model, not a curated record